CGGCGGCUGCCGAGCCGGCGGAGCAGCGCGGCCGGAGCGCGGCGUGCUUAGAGCCGAGGCGGCGGCGGCCGGGAGUGAGAGGCACCUUCCCCGCCCGGGAUGUGAGGACCCGCGGAGCCCGGGGCGGGGGGAGGGAAGGGCUGGGAGGCGAAGCCGGCAGGAAGGAAGGAAGGACGGACGGACCAGGAGGAGGAGCGGCGGCGGCGGCCGGAGCCGGAAGGCGGGGAGGGGCCGUCCGUUGGGCCCGAGGCGGCGGCCGGGGCGGACCGCGCUGGUCGCCUCCGCGGGGCAAGAGCGGCCGGGCCCGCGCCUCCUCCCCCCAGCACCGCGGAGGGGGGAGGAGGAAGAUGGAGACCCACAUCUCGUGUUUGUUCCCCGAGCUGCUGGCCAUGAUCUUCGGCUACCUAGACGUGCGGGACAAGGGGCGCGCGGCGCAGGUGUGCACGGCCUGGCGGGACGCCGCCUACCACAAGUCGGUAUGGCGAGGGGUGGAGGCCAAGCUGCACCUGCGCCGGGCCAACCCGUCGCUGUUCCCCAGCCUGCAGGCCCGGGGCAUCCGCCGUGUGCAGAUCCUGAGCCUCCGCCGCAGCCUCAGCUACGUGAUCCAGGGCAUGGCCAACAUCGAAAGCCUCAACCUCAGCGGCUGCUACAACCUCACCGACAACGGACUGGGCCACGCAUUUGUGCAGGAAAUCGGCUCCUUGCGUGCCCUCAACCUGAGCCUCUGCAAGCAGAUCACCGACAGCAGUCUGGGCCGAAUAGCCCAGUACCUCAAGGGCCUGGAGGUGCUGGAGCUGGGGGGUUGCAGCAAUAUUACCAACACCGGCCUUCUGCUCAUCGCCUGGGGUCUGCAGCGCCUCAAGAGCCUUAAUCUCCGCAGCUGCCGCCACCUCUCGGACGUGGGCAUCGGGCACCUGGCCGGCAUGACGCGCAGCGCGGCGGAGGGCUGCCUGGGCCUGGAGCAGCUCACGCUGCAGGACUGCCAGAAGCUCACGGAUCUUUCUCUAAAGCACAUCUCCCGAGGGCUGACAGGCCUGAGGCUCCUCAACCUCAGCUUCUGUGGGGGCAUCUCAGACGCAGGCCUUCUGCACCUGUCGCACAUGGGCAGCCUACGCAGCCUUAACCUGCGCUCCUGCGACAAUAUCAGUGACACAGGCAUCAUGCAUCUAGCCAUGGGCAGCCUGCGCCUCUCGGGGUUAGAUGUGUCCUUCUGUGACAAAGUGGGGGACCAGAGUCUGGCCUACAUAGCCCAGGGGCUGGACGGCCUCAAGUCCCUCUCCCUUUGCUCCUGCCACAUCAGUGAUGAUGGCAUCAACCGCAUGGUGCGGCAGAUGCACGGGCUGCGCACGCUCAACAUUGGACAGUGUGUGCGCAUCACGGACAAGGGCCUGGAGCUGAUUGCUGAGCACCUGAGCCAGCUCACUGGCAUAGACCUGUACGGCUGUACCCGGAUCACCAAGCGCGGCCUGGAGCGCAUCACGCAGCUGCCCUGCCUCAAGGUACUCAACCUGGGACUCUGGCAAAUGACGGACAGUGAGAAGGUCAGGUGAGGGCGGCAGCACCAGCUCCCCUUGUCCUGCCCUGUACACCCUCCCUUCCCACCACCGGCCCCCACACACCCACUCGCAUAUUUAGACAUAGUUCAUGGCGAUGGCUGAGACAGGGCAGCGACAUGAAGCCCAAGCUCAGUUCUCCUCCUCCGACGCCCCUCCCUGCUACCAGCCCCUUUCCAUUGCCUUCGGGGUUCCUCUUCUACCACUGCCCUAUUUUCCUCUCCUUUUCCCUGCGGAUGGAGAAAUGGAUUCUGCUACUCACUCACCUACUUCUCUCUGCAGGGGAUGGAGGACUGUUUUCAGCUACUGUAUCCCCACUGCUUGGCAUUUGUAAAUGGGGUGGGGGUGGGGAGUGACUAGUCCUCUCCACCCCGAGGAAUUGAGGAAAAUGUCUGCCUUCACUUAAGCUUUCGUUUGAAUACUGUGAUCUGGUUAUUAUUUUGAAAUGUAUAAAAAGCAAACCCAACUACAACGGCCUUUCACCCUUCUUCCACUUUGUAACUAAUCCCAGUCUCUUCUCAUCACUUCUCCUUUUACAGUACUCGGCUAUUAACACUCAUUUUUAUCUGCUUUCCUUAUUUUAGUUUUUUGAAGAAAUUGGAAAUCAUGGUCUUUUUUUUUCUGCUGAAUAUAUUCUAUAUAUUAUAUAUAUAUAAAUUAUAUAUAUAUUAUAUAUAUAUAUGUCUGGCUACCUCGUUUUAGUUUACUUUUUUCUCUGAAGCCCUGGAAUUCUACAAGAGAGAUAUUUUGAGACUGAAACAUUUUUGUGCCUAGACUGGAAAGAUGCCCAUUGGGUUUGUACAUCUUUUUGUUUUGGCUUCUUCCCAACCUCCAUCCACCCAGUGUGUCCUACUUCUACAUUCUGGCUAUAAUUUUCUUUUUCUCCUUGUCCAUUGGGAUUUGAGGACCCAACUGUGUUCUUAAAUCUUGACUUAAUUUAUAGCACAAAUGUGUGGGAGAAAUGAGAGUUGAACUGCUUUUUUGUUUGUUUGAGAUGCAGAUUGUAUCUUGAAAAUGAUUAUUAUAUAUGCAAAUUACGCCCUACCCUCACCCUCUUCCAAGUUUCUCCACAAAAAGGUCACACAGUGAGGCUUCCUGUUGGAAGUACAGAGCAGAGUUGGCCUACAGAGACCCUGGGGGC
This is a messenger RNA of Urocitellus parryii (Arctic ground squirrel), 2694 nucleotides long. RefSeq names its product F-box and leucine rich repeat protein 14 (gene Fbxl14). Gene Ontology annotation, molecular function: protein binding. Lineage: Eukaryota; Metazoa; Chordata; Mammalia; Rodentia; Sciuridae. Gene Ontology annotation, cellular component: SCF ubiquitin ligase complex. The record is from RefSeq and is a predicted model, not a curated record. Gene Ontology annotation, biological process: SCF-dependent proteasomal ubiquitin-dependent protein catabolic process.